Molecule: messenger RNA, 2219 nt
Organism: Tigriopus californicus
Lineage: Eukaryota; Metazoa; Arthropoda; Copepoda; Harpacticoida; Harpacticidae
Gene: blw
Product: ATP synthase subunit alpha, mitochondrial-like
Exons: 5
Coding region: 115-1776 (553 amino acids)
Biological process (GO): proton motive force-driven ATP synthesis; proton transmembrane transport
Molecular function (GO): ATP binding; ADP binding; proton-transporting ATP synthase activity, rotational mechanism
Source: RefSeq, a predicted model, not a curated record
ACAUGCUCCACUUGAGUUGAGUCCAUCGCCAUCGUUCAUCGAGUUCGGUACUCGUCGUUCAAGCUUCGCUCAUCCAUUGGAAUAGUUCACCCGUGCGCCCGCCCAUCCAGCAAAAUGUCGCAAAUCUCCGCCCGCAUCGCCGCUUCCCUGGCGCGUCAGGUGCCCAAAGCCACCCAGGUGGGUAAGAAUACGGCCGUGUUGGGCGUGUUGGCCCAGAAGCUGUCCACGUCAAGCGCCGUGUCGGCCAGCGGGGCCAGCUCGGCCGAGAUCUCGUCCAUCUUGGAAGAGCGCAUCUUGGGCUCGGCCCCCAAGAGCAACUUGGAGGAAACGGGUCGCGUGUUGAGCAUCGGGGACGGUAUCGCCCGCGUCUAUGGACUGAAGAACAUCCAGGCCGAGGAGAUGGUCGAGUUUUCUUCCGGUCUCAAGGGCAUGGCCUUGAAUUUGGAGCCCGACAACGUGGGCGUGGUCGUGUUCGGUAAUGACAAGCUCAUCAAGGAGGGCGAUGUGGUCAAGCGGACCGGCGCCAUCGUCGACGUGCCCGUGGGUAAUGAGCUUUUGGGGCGAGUGGUCGACGCUCUGGGCAAUCCCAUCGACGGAGCUGGCCCCAUCAACGCCUCCGGUCGUCAACGGGUGGGAGUCAAGGCCCCCGGAAUCAUUCCCCGCCAAUCGGUCAAAGAGCCCAUGCAGACCGGAAUCAAGGCCGUGGAUUCAUUGGUGCCCAUCGGUCGUGGUCAGCGUGAGUUGAUCAUUGGCGAUCGUCAAACCGGCAAGACGGCCGUGGCUAUUGACGCUAUCAUCAAUCAGAAGCGAUUUAACGAUGCCGGAGAGGACAAGAAGAAACUCUUCUGUAUUUACGUGGCCAUUGGCCAGAAGCGAUCCACCGUGGCUCAGAUUGUCAAGCGCUUGACCGACGCCGAUGCCAUGAAAUACAGUAUCGUGGUCUCGGCUACCGCUUCCGAUGCCGCUCCUCUGCAAUACUUGGCCCCGUACUCCGGAUGCGCCAUGGGCGAAUUCUUCCGCGACAACGGCAUGCACGCCCUCAUCAUCUUCGACGAUUUGUCGAAGCAGGCCGUGGCCUACCGUCAAAUGUCGCUCUUGCUCCGUCGUCCUCCCGGCCGUGAGGCCUACCCCGGCGACGUGUUCUACCUUCACUCGCGUCUCCUCGAGCGUGCCGCCAAGAUGAGCGACACCCAAGGGGGUGGAUCCCUCACCGCCCUGCCCAUCAUCGAGACCCAAGCCGGUGAUGUGUCGGCUUACAUCCCGACCAACGUCAUCUCCAUCACUGACGGACAGAUCUUCUUGGAGACCGAAUUGUUCUACAAGGGUAUCCGACCCGCCAUCAACGUUGGCUUGUCCGUGUCCCGUGUCGGCUCUGCCGCUCAAACCAAGUCCAUGAAGCAAGUGGCCGGUUCGAUGAAGUUAGAGUUGGCUCAGUACCGUGAGGUGGCCGCCUUCGCCCAAUUCGGAUCCGAUUUGGACGCUGCCACUCAGCAGCUGUUGAACCGCGGAGUGCGAUUGACCGAGCUCUUGAAGCAAGGCCAAUAUGUGCCCAUGGCCAUUGAAGAACAGGUGGCUGUUAUUUACUGCGGUGUCCGAGGUUUCUUGGACAAGGUUGACCCCGCCAAGAUCACCGACUUCGAGAAGAAGUUUAUGGAGCACGUCAAGGCCACCCAACGACCCUUGUUGGACCAGAUCGCAAAGGACGGUCACUUGAGCGAGGAUAGUGACAAAAAAUUGAACGGCAUCGUCAAGGAAUUCCUCACGACCUUCAAUUAAAUUUCAUCCUUUAACUAAAACAAAAACAGCAAAAAACAAAAAAAAGCAAAAAAUACAACCAACAACGAUGCACGUGUGACAAGAAAACUAAGGCCAGAAGACUUCCCACUGAUGCUUCAAGUAUCAUCCAAAUCAUACUUUCAUCUUUCAAAAAAGCGACUUCAGCCGAACCAAGUUCGGAAUUAAAGAAUGAACGUUGAAGGGGAUGAUAUCCUUGGGCUUGAAACCAAUCGAUAGAUCAUGAAGCCUCUGAGCAACUGCCACCCGCUGCCUAGAAUGAAAGUGUUUUAAUCCGUGGAACUUGUCACUCUGGUCGUUCAUCCCAAUUGACAUCUCGGAAAUGGUAUUCGGUGAAGAGUUCUCCUCGAUUCCCUAUACAUUUAUUUUUUACGAACGAUGAUUCGAAUGAACACUAAGUCGAAUGACUCGAAGUGGUGGCUGAG